This is a messenger RNA of Acanthosepion pharaonis, 1896 nucleotides long. NCBI's taxonomy places the organism in Eukaryota, Metazoa, Mollusca, Cephalopoda, Sepiida, Sepiidae. The record is from the annotation of a GenBank genome assembly.
AUGCGUAUCUAUCAAUCUAUCUAUCUACGUUUAUCGAGUAAUUAUCUAUCUAUCUAUCUUUCUAUCUAUCUAUCUAUUCUUAUCAUUAUCUAUCCAUCUUACUUGAUUAAUUAUCUAUCUAUCUAUCUAUCUAUCUAUCUAUCUAUCUAUCUCUAUCCACUUUUGCUUAUCCCUCUCUUUUCUUUCUUUCUUUUUUUUCUUAGUCAUUUUUGUUUAUAUCUUUCUUUUCUUUCUUUCUUUCCUAACCGUUUUUGUUUAUCUCUUUCUUUCUUUUUUAGCCGGUUUUACUUAUCUCUCUCUUUUCUUUCUUUCUUUCUUUCUUUCUUUCUUUCUUUCUUAACCCCGGUUUUACUUAUCUCUCUUUUCUUUUCUUUCUUUCUUUUCUUUCUUUUCUUUCUUUCUUUUCUUUUUCUCAACCCCGGUUUUACUUAUAUCUCUCUUUUCUUUCUUUUCUUUCUUUCUUUCUUUCUUUCUUUCUUUCUUUCUUUCCUAAACGUUUUUGUUUAUCUCUUUCUUAGCCGGUUUUACUUAUCUCUCUCUUUUCUUUCUUUCUUUCUUUCUUUCUUUCUUUCUUUCUUUCUUUCUUUCUCAACCGUUUUUGUUUCUUUCUUUCUUAGCCGGUUUUACUUAUCUCUCUCUUUUCUUUCUUUCUUUCUUUCUUUCUUUCUUUCUUUCUUUCUUUUUUCUUUCUUUCUUAACCGUUUUUGUUUCUUUCUUUUUCUUAGCCGGUUUUACUUAUAUCUCUUUUUCUUUCUUUUUUCUUUCUUUUCUUUUUCUUUUCUUUCUUUCUUUCUUUCUUUCCUAAACGUUUUUGUUUAUCUCUUUCUUAGCCGGUUUUACUUAUCUCUCUCUUUUCUUUCUUUCUUUCUUUCUUUCUUUCUUUCUUUCUUUCUUUCUUUCUUUCUCAACCAUUUUAAAAUCGUCCACAUCAUUCUCUUUUUGUUUGCUUGUGUUCGUCGGCAAAGUGUUCUUUCUUUCUUUCUUUCUUUCUUUCUUUCUAUUUUAGCCGCCAUCAUUUUCUCAACCAUUUUUAAAGUUAUUUUUCGUCCUUCUGAUUCGCUUUUUCUUUCUUUCUUUCUUUCUUUCUUUCUUUCUUUGUCUCUUGUCUUGUACGUGGUUCUUUCUUUUUUUUCUUUCUUUCUUUCUUUCUUUCUUUCUAUUUUAGCCGCCAUCAUUUUCUCAACCAUUUUUAAAGUUAUUUUUCGUCCCUCAAAUUCUAUUCUUUCUUUCUUUCUUUCUUUCUUUCUUUCUUUCUUUCCAUUUCUUUCUUUCUUUCUUUUUUUCCAUGAUCCUAGUUAUACGUGGUUCUUUCUUUCUUUCUUUAGUCGUACUUGUUUGCUUAUUUCUUUCUUGUUCUACGUGGUUAUUUUAUUUUAUCUAUUUGUUGCUUUUCUUUCUUUUUUCUUUCUUUACGUUCUUUAUUUUGUUAUUCAUACGCAGUUAUUUUUAUUUAUUACGUCAUUCUUUCAAUAUCUUCAAAUUUUCUUCCUGUUUCUAAUAAUAUUAAUGCAAAUUUUCUUUCUUUUUUUCUUUCUUUUUGUCGUUAUUUUUAUUUACUGCGUCUUUCUUUCCCUGUCCCUAGACGUACGUAGUUGCUUCUUUCUUUCUUUCUUUCUUUCUUUCUUUCUUUCUUUGUCUCUCAUCGUAUGUGGUUAUUUUAUUUUAUGUAUUUGUUGCCUUUCUUUCUUUCCGUUCUCCAUUUUGUUAUUCAUGAUCAGUUAUUUUUAUUUAUUGCUUCAUACUUUCCAUAUCUGCACAUAUUCUUCCUUUUCUUGUAAUCUAUCUAUCUAUCUAUCUAUCUAUCUAUCUAUCUAUCUAUCUAUCUAUCUUAGCCAGUUUAUUAUCUAUCUAUCUAUAUAUCUAUCUAUCUAUCUAUCUAUCUAUCUAUCUAUCUAG